AUGAGUUAUAUGAGAAAGUUCUUAAAAGCUAUCGAAGUGCCCGUUGGCGAACGUGAGACGUUAUCAGUCUUGAGAAACCCUGAUUUACAACCAAUAAAACCAGAAUUCAGAGUUUGGGGGUUUUGGUCUAAUUUUGCCUAUUGGGGGAUCAUAUCUUUUAGUAUGGGUACUUGGUUGUCUGCAAGUGCAUCACUAUCUUUAGGUCUUAGUGUCCGUGAAAUCAUUGGUGGUUAUAUCCUUGGUGAUAUCUUGACAUUAUGCUUCACUUUAUCAAAUUCAUUCCCAGGUACUGAUUGGCAUAUUGGUUACACUGUAUGUCAGAGAAUAGCAUUUGGUAUUUAUGGCUCAGGACUCGGUAUCUUGAUUAGAGUGUUAUUAAGUAUUGUUGGUGCUGGUUCAAAUGCUUGGUUAGGUGGGUUAGCAUGCUCUUUAUUACUAUCAGCUUGGUCAAAAGAUUAUUUGCACAUGAAGAAUACUUUCAGUGAGGGUAUUGCCAUGACUAGAAGAGAUUUUGUUGGUUUCAUCAUUUUCCAGGUUAUAACUUGUAUUUGUUAUUGGGUCAAACCUCACAAGAUGAAUGUUCCUUUAAUUACUUCAUGUUUUGCUUGUUUUUUUGCAAUGUUGGGUAUGGUUAUUUUCCUUGUCAACAAAGCUGACGGAUAUGGUGAACUAUUCCAAUUAGAGACAGAGUUAUCGGGUUCUAAAAGAGCUUGGACUUGGGUGUAUAUCAUCACUAUUUGGUUUAGUUCAGUCUCACCAGGUUCAACAAAUCAAUCCGAUUAUUCAAGAUUCGCAUCUUCAAAGACAAAGUUAUGGAUUGGUACAAUUCUUGCACUACUUUUACCAACAACUAUCAUUCCAUUAUUUGGUAUCAUCGGAGCAUCAUGUACUAAAGCUGCUUAUGGCGAGCAAAUGUGGGUUCCAACUGAUAUUGUCUUGUAUUGGUUAAACGAACAUUAUGAUGCCAAAACUAGAUGUGCAGCAACUUUUAUCGCAUUUGCAUUCAUCUUCUCACAAUUAUGCUUGAACGUUGUCACUAAUGGGUUUGCUGGUGGUAUGGAUCUUGCUGGUAUUUUGCCAAAAUAUAUUAAUAUCAAAAGAGGUGCAUUACUUACAACAGCUUUAUCAUUUGCAGUGCAACCUUGGAACUUCUACAACACUUCAUCUUCAUUUUUGACAGUUAUGAGUUCAUUUGGUGUGAUCACUACACCAAUCAUUUCUAUUAUUGUUUGUGAUUAUUUCAUCAUUAGAAAAAUGAGAUAUAGAAUUUCUCAUGCUUAUGAACUUAAAGGUGAUUAUUACUACACUUAUGGUGUUAAUUGGAGAGCUUAUAUCGCUUUUGUUUGCGGUGUUGGUCCAGGUUUACCAGGUAUGGCUUGGCAAAUCAAUAAUCAUUAUUUCACAAAUGCUCAAGGUAUUAUUAAUUUCUAUUAUGGUGAUUCAUUUUUCGCAUUCCUAAUUUCAUUCACCUUAUAUUGGUUCUUGUGUUGGAUCAAACCUGUUCAAAUUUCUCAAGCUGUUGAUGAUAAAGAUUAUUAUAAUGCUUUAACUGAAAAGGAACAAAUUAAAUAUGGUAUUGAACCAAACGAAGAUGUUGUUUCCGAACAUUCAAGUGAAGAAUUCCCAGAAACUAAGCUCGAGAAAGUUGUCCAAAAAUUGAAGAUUUGA
This is a messenger RNA of Hansenula anomala, 1668 nucleotides long. RefSeq names its product thiamine transporter THI7 (gene THI7). Gene Ontology annotation, biological process: nucleobase transport; transmembrane transport. The transcript has a single exon. NCBI's taxonomy places the organism in Eukaryota, Fungi, Ascomycota, Saccharomycetes, Phaffomycetales, Wickerhamomycetaceae. Gene Ontology annotation, cellular component: plasma membrane. The record is from RefSeq and is a predicted model, not a curated record. Gene Ontology annotation, molecular function: nucleobase transmembrane transporter activity. Bases 1 to 1668 code for a protein of 555 amino acids.